UUCACUGCAAGGUUCACUAAGAGGGAGAGUGGUCUGGAGAAGGAAGAAGUCCUUAAAAAAAAAUCAAUCAUAAUGAGCAAAUGUGGCAAAAAACAGCAUGCAAGAAUUAACAUAAGACAAAUGACCAUGGAAACAGGUGAAUCACAGCAAGAUGGCAAUGCAGCAGACUCUGUUGCAGAAAGUGAUGCUGCUACUAUACAGUCUCCAUCUGGCCAAAAUCAGAUAUCUACUAUAGCACAGGUUUCUGUAGCGGGAUCAACAACUGGAAGAGGAUCUCCCUCUGUAACUGUAGUGCAAUUGCCUUCUGGUCAAACGGUCCAUGUGCAGGGAGUGAUUCAAGCAACUCAGCCUUCAGUUAUUCAAUCACCACAGUUGCAAUCUGUUCAGGUAGCAUCAGCUACAAGUGCAGAUGAAUCUACAGAGUCAGAGGUUGUCAUUGAUUCUCAGAAACGGAGGGAGAUCCUUUCAAGGAGGCCUUCAUAUCGAAAAAUUCUGAAUGAACUGUCUUCUGAUGCACCUGGUGUCACUAAGAUUGAAGAAGGAAAGUCAGAGGAAGAAGGAGCGCCCUCUGGCAUCCCUGCCAUGGCAGUGCCAACGAGCCUUUAUCAGACUAGCACCGGGCAGUACAUUGCUAUAGCCCAAGGUGGAGCAAUCCAGAUCUCUAACCAGGCAUCUGACGGCGUUCAGGGGUUGCAGACAUUAACAAUGACAAAUUCAGGAGCUCCUCAGCCCGGUGCUACAAUUGUACAAUAUGCAGCCCAAACAGCUGAUGGCACACAACAGUUCUUUGUACCUGGGAGUCAAGUUGUUGUCCAAGCUGCUACAGGUGACAUGCCAACUUACCAGAUCCGAACUCCAACCACAGCCUUACCUCAAGGGGUAGUCAUGGCAGCAUCCCCAGGAACAUUGCAUAGCCCACAGCAGCUCGCAGAAGAAGCAACGCGUAAAAGAGAGCUAAGGCUCAUGAAAAAUAGGGAGGCUGCAAAAGAAUGUCGACGGCGGAAGAAAGAAUAUGUGAAAUGUCUGGAGAGUCGUGUUGCGAUGUUAGAAGUUCAAAACAAGAAACUUAUAGAAGAGCUAGAAACCUUAAAAGACAUUUGCUCUUCCAAGACAGACUAGUAUCAAUAUUGAAACUGUGAACUGGCUACAGCAUGUACAGAUGCUUCUGCAGGCAAUGUCUAGUCAACAAGAAUUAUGACUUUUCCUUUGUAUCAUUUGUCUUCUACUCCAGCCUCUAACAUUCCUGAAACGCUGCAUUUUUGUAGAUUCUUAAUUGAAACUUCAGGUGUCUUUCUGAUCCAGAAAGAGUCAAAUGGUUAAGGCAGUGUCUGUUCCAUCUUUUCAAAAUGCAACAUGUGUAAGAGCUGUUCCUCUGCCCAAUCUUUGCAUUAAUUACUUUAAAUGUAUAAUUUUGGUUGUUCCCACUUGCACCAGUAUUUUAAAGUGAUCAAAGAUAAUGCAUCCAACACAAUAAAAUGAAAACCACCCUAAGUAUCUCAGGAAAGAGUUAUAUAUAUAAAUAUAUAUAUAAAGGUAUGUUGUAAUGACAUACAUGUAUUAGAAUACUAGUUUACAAAUGAAUUUAUGGCAUAUUUUUAUAUUCAUCACUUUGUGAAGAAAGUAUUGUACUGCUGUCACUGAGUGCCAUGGUUGAAACUAGUUUUUAAAUAGAACCAUGUUGGUUAAA
Podarcis raffonei (Aeolian wall lizard) is the source of this 1687-nucleotide messenger RNA. RefSeq names its product cAMP responsive element modulator (gene CREM). The transcript has 8 exons. Gene Ontology annotation, cellular component: ATF4-CREB1 transcription factor complex; nucleus. Bases 73 to 1119 code for a protein of 348 amino acids. Gene Ontology annotation, biological process: regulation of transcription by RNA polymerase II. NCBI's taxonomy places the organism in Eukaryota, Metazoa, Chordata, Lepidosauria, Squamata, Lacertidae. Gene Ontology annotation, molecular function: DNA-binding transcription factor activity, RNA polymerase II-specific; RNA polymerase II cis-regulatory region sequence-specific DNA binding; protein binding. The record is from RefSeq and is a predicted model, not a curated record.